This is a messenger RNA of Cicer arietinum (chickpea), 2670 nucleotides long. Its product is annotated as rab GTPase-activating protein 22. Gene Ontology annotation, molecular function: GTPase activator activity. Lineage: Eukaryota; Viridiplantae; Streptophyta; Magnoliopsida; Fabales; Fabaceae. Gene Ontology annotation, biological process: activation of GTPase activity. The record is from RefSeq and is a predicted model, not a curated record.
CUCUCGCCAACAAACAUAUGCAUAGGGAAACGAGAUUCUUUCAUUUCUUUUUCUCUGUCUAAAAUCUCUCUUCACAGUGGCGCUAUUCAGAGAGAGAGACAAAGCUUCUACUCAAUAAUAAGAGGCUUCUCUAUCAAAACCAAAUUAAAAUAAAGCGUGUUAUUCACUUCUUAGAAACAAGUUUGCGGAAUCUCAAGAAGAAAGUAUCGUGCCAGGGGUAUUCAAGUAAUUUCAACUCAUUUCUCCUCCAUGUUCCUAUCUACUAACUUAAACGCCAACAACAACGAUACUCCGUUUCUCUCCGGCGGUGGCGCCAAGUUCUCCUUCAUGACUGCGGUCGUCACGCCUUCGACUACGGCGGUGCUCUUCACGGCUUUGGCCGGCAUCGCUUUCGUCGCCGUCGUCUUCUAUGGUGCAAGUAGGUAAAAACCAAAGACUCCUCAAAUGAACGAAUUAGAGAAAGCAUAAUUGCAAUCGCAAAAACCCUAGCUCACUACUUCACUCUGACUCAGGCAUAGAUGACACUGUUUUCGAUUUCGAUUUCGAUUUCGUUACAAUAAAAAAAGGAACAACUAUACGAAAAUCAAAAGUGUAUAUAGAAGGAAUUUAUAGAUGAAUCCCCUUAGACGAAGUAACAAUUCAUCUUCGUCGUCUUCAAAUUCUUCUCCUUCAUCAUCGUCGUCGUCGUCUUCAUCCUGGAUCCAUUUGCGUUCGGUUCUAUUCGUUGUUACUUCUUCCUCACCAGCUUCUUGUUCAUCCUCUGAUCGUGGUCGUCUUAAAUCACCAUGGUCACGCCGGAAAAGAAAACACGUCCUUUCUCCUCAGCAAUGGAAAAGCUUGUUUACCCAAGACGGAAGAAUUCGCGAUGGUGGAAUUAAGUUCCUGAAAAGAGUUCGCAGUGGAGGUGUUGAUCGUAGUAUAAGAACUGAAGUUUGGCCUUUCCUACUUGGAGUAUAUGACUUGGACACUACCAAAGAAGAAAGAGAUGCUAUACGAACUCAAAAUAGAAAGAAAUAUGAGAAACUUCGCAGGCGAUGCCGGCAACUGCUAAAUUCCAACAGUGGGAGCUUUAAAUUCAAUGAAAUAGGUGAAAUCAGCUAUGAAGGAGAUGGUGCGAGCCUUAAUCAAGAUUCGGGUUCUCCGAGUUCUGAAGAUGCAGCGAGUGCCAGAGAAUCCCUUUCCAGUGAGGAACAGAGCCCAGACGUUGAAUAUUCAGAUGAUCCAUCCAUUUCCCUGUUGGAAGGAGACGAUGUUCCCAACAGCAGCAAUGCCGAUACCUCUGCUCUCGAUACAGAUUCCACUGAUUCAGAUUCCUCAGAAAGUCCUGAGGUAAUUCAGACAUUUCCCUCUGAUGAUGGUUCGGAAGAGAACAAUUCCAACACAACUUCCAAGGAGAAUUCUUCUCCAUCUCAAAUGAAAGGCUCGUCCAAACUACGAACUAGUGAAGACUUUGCCACAUGGCAACGGAUCAUCCGACUCGAUGCAGUACGCGCCAAUGCAGAAUGGAUGCCAUACUCUCCCUGUCAAGCUAUUGUACCAGAAAGCAGGGCUCAUCGAUCUGCUGAGGCUGUUGGCUUGAAGGAUUAUGGUCACCUAGAUGCUGGCAGAAUCUAUCAUGCUGCUCGGUUGGUUGCUAUUCUUGAAGCAUAUGCACUAUACGACCCUGAAAUUGGCUACUGUCAGGGUAUGAGUGAUCUGUUAUCUCCUAUUGUUAGUGUUAUAUCAGAAGAUCACGAAGCAUUCUGGUGUUUUGUUGGAUUUAUGAAAAAGGCUAGGCAGAAUUUCAGGCUUGAUGAGGUGGGUAUUAGAAGGCAACUUGAUAUAGUUGCAAAAAUAAUAAAGUUUAAGGAUUCCCACCUGUUUAGGCAUUUGCAGAAGCUCCAAGCCGAGGAUUGCUUUUUUGUGUAUAGAAUGGUGGUGGUUUUGUUCAGAAGGGAGUUGACAUUUGAGCAAACUCUCUGCCUUUGGGAAGUAAUGUGGGCAGAUCAAGCAGCAAUCAGAGCCGGUAUUGGGAAAUCUGCCUGGAGCAGAAUUAGACAACGUGCUCCGCCAACAGAUGAUUUAUUGCUUUUUGCAAUAGCAGCCUCAGUGUUACAAAGAAGGAAAUUGAUCCUUGAGAAGUAUAGCAGCAUGGACGAAAUCAUUAAGGAAUGCAAUGGCAUGGCAGGACACCUUGAUGUUUGGAAGCUCUUGGACGAUGCUCAUAACUUGGUGGUCACCCUUCACGAUAAAAUGAAAAUAGAGGCAUCAUUCCAUUGACUGCAGCUGAUGCAUAAACUACUUUUAUAUUGUCGUUGAAAGAUCUUUACUUUCGGGCUGCUAGGUUUCUCCUCUGCAUCUGAAAAUAAGUACUGCAACUGCUGGGUUUAUUACAACGAAUCUUGCUGCUUGCUGAAACUUGCCACUGCUUAGUUACGAUCUUCAGUUUCGAUAAUGUUGUUGGCUAAUGUGGAGAAUGAAGUUAGUUAGAUUUACAUUUUUUUUUUCUUUUUCUUUUGGCUCUAUCCUUUUUAUUGCAAUUCUUAUUUGUGAUAUGUCUCGGAACACCUUUGCGAAAAGCAGGUGGGUAGUGCAUGUAACCGUUAGUAGAAGACACUGAAAUUUCCUCGACAAUUACGAAUAUUGUCCUUUUUGACUAAAUCCGAACUCAUGAAUCCGUUGACUCUUUUA